This is a messenger RNA of Symbiodinium natans, 2409 nucleotides long. The record is from the annotation of a GenBank genome assembly. Lineage: Eukaryota; Dinophyceae; Suessiales; Symbiodiniaceae.
AUGGCGGUCCUCAAAGCAGAGGCGUUUGCUCUUGGGGCGGCGCCCGUGCCAGUUGUCAGGCUUGCUUCAAAGCCAAAGCGGGCGCUGCGGGCACUGGAUGACCUUCCAGAUCGAGGAUCAAGAGGCACAACAUCGGCAAUCACAGCGGCAGUCUUGGCAGCGGGUGCCAUGACGAAGAGGCGAGCGGAGAUCCGGGCCACAGCCAAGAAGCCGCUGAGAGCCAGAACCCAGGUCCGAGCCGCCGCAGUAGACGACCGCGUAGAAACUGCGCAAGCUGAUUCCAUGGGACGCGGUAUGGUUAUACCCAUGACGAGAGUGGAGGGCUUGGAGGAGGUAAAGCUUGCUCUCAAGCUGGCCUGCAUCGAUCCUUCUCUGGGUGGCGUAGGAAUCUCUGGUGGUCAUGGAACCGGGAAGACGACAUUGGCCCGCUCGCUUCGAGGAGUCCUCCCAAAAAUUGAGGUCGUCGCAAACUCAAUUUGCAACUGUGACCCCAACAAGCCCUCAGAGUGGGACAGGUUGACUCGCGAGCGACUGGAUCGCGAUGACAAGGGUGAUGUGGUGACCAAAGUGGUCGAUUGCCCGUUCAUUGAGCUGCCUUUGGGAUGCACCGAAGAUCGGCUGGUUGGUUCAUUAGAUGUCCAGGCAUCAAUGGAAGCUGGACGGCCGAUUUUUGAACCAGGUCUGCUUGCAAAGGCCCAUAGGGGUGUUCUGUACAUCGACGACGUCAACCUUCUUCAGGAUGACCUUGUCAGCUUGCUUCUGACGGCAGUUGAAAGCGGAGUGAAUCGAGUUGAGCGUGAAGGUCUUUCUGUGGCUCAUCCUUGUCGCCCCCUGGUUGUGGCCACAUGGAACCCUGAGGAAGGUCCGCUGAGGCCUCAUCUCUUGGAUCGGCUGGCAGUCUCGUUGAACACCGACAUCGACACGGUGUACACCGAUCUAGACGACCGUGUGAGUGCCACCAACGCAGCCCUCGACUUUGCAGAAAGGCCAGCACAAUCCCUUGAAGAGAGCAAUGCCGACAUUUCUGCCAUGCAGACUCAGCUGCUGUUUGCACGGGAGUUCCUCAAUGAUGUCACAAUCAGCCCCGAUCAGCUCCAGCGCUUAGCAGAUGAGUCUAGCCGAGGUGGAUGCGAAGGACACCGUGGGGAAGUAUUUGCUGUGAAAAUUGCGCGUGCGCACGCAGCCCUUCAGGGUCGCGAUGUCUGCAAUGCUGAAGACCUAAAAGAGGCAAUUAAACUGGCUAUUCUGCCACGCAUCCGAGUGCAGGAAGCCAACAUGCAGGAGGAGAUCGAGGAAGAGGAGCCUCCUCCUCCACCACCUCCGCCGCCCCAGCCGGAUAUGGAGGAUCCUGAGGAGAUGGAGCCUCCUCCGCCACAGGAUCAAGAAGAAGAGGAUAGACAGGAAGAGGAUGAGCCGGAACAAGAAGAGCAAGAUGAGGAAGACCAAGAUCCAGAUGUGCCAGAGGAGUUCAUGAUUGACCCAGAAGGUGCUGUGGUCGACCCCGACCUGCUCAAAUUUCAAAGCCAGCAGAAGAAGAGCGGUCGCAGCGGCAAGGGCAACAAGAUCUACUCCAUGGACCGAGGCCGUUAUGUCAAGGCGAUGCUACCAAAGGGUGGUGAUGCCAAGAGUGGCAAAAUCGCGCUGGAUGCAACACUCAGAAAUGCGGUGGUCUACCAGAAGAUUAGGAGAGAAGAGGCGGCCAAGAAGCUGAAGCCGGAGGACCAACGAAACGUGUACGUGGAGCGAAGUGACAUCUGGGUGAAGAAGAUGGCCCGCAAGGCGGGUGCUCUUGUCAUUUUCGUUGUCGACGCAAGUGGUUCCAUGGCGCUGAAUCGCAUGCAGAAUGCAAAAGGAGCCGUGCUCCGGCUGCUUGAAAACGCAUACCAGAACCGCGACCAGGUGGCUCUCAUUCCGUGCCGUGGCAUCUCGGCGGAGGUGCUUGUUCAGCCAACUUCCUCAGUUGCACGUGCCAGUGGCAGCAUGAAGGUCUUACCAUGUGGCGGUGGCACGCCGCUAGCACACGCGCUGUCCCAGGCCAUCAUCUUGGGAAGCAAUGCGAUGAAGAGCUCCGACGUUGGACAGGUCUGCUGUGUGGCCAUCACCGAUGGUCGUGCCAAUGUACCCCUUGCAGUGAGCGAGGGCGACCAGAAUGCCUUGGAUGAGAAUGGCAAGAUGAAGAAAGUGCCGAAGGAAGACCUGCAGGAGGAAGCUUAUGUUCUGGCAGACAAGAUGAGAGCACUGGGUUUUAAGUUCCUCCUCAUCGAUACCGAGAACAAGUACGUCUCCUCCGGUGUUGCCAAAACCCUCGUGGAUCGUGCCAAUGGAAGGUACUACUAUUUACCACGAGCAGAUGACAAAGCCAUCGCCGGCAUAGCCAGUGAUGCCAUCAACGAGAUGAAAGCCAGAUAG